AUGGGUCACCAUUCUUGCUGCAACCAGGAGAAGGGGAAGAAGGUCUACUGGUCCCCUGAGGAAGAUGAAAAGCUAGCUGAGUACAUAAAAGUCCAUGGAUCUGGUUGUUGGAGUGAAGUCCCAGAGAAAGCAGGGCUUCAAAGAUGUGGUCAAAGCUGUCGCUUGAGAUGGGUCAACUAUUUGAGGCCAAAUAUCAAGAGAGACAGGUUUACCCCAGAGGAGGAGAAGCUCAUUAUCAGCCUGCAUGGUGUUGUAGGAAACAGGUGGGCUGACAUUGCAAAACACUUACCUGGGAGAACAAACAAUGACAUAAAGAACCACUGGAACGCAUGGACGAAGAAGAAAAUAAGGAAGCCACCAACAAACCAAGCAGCAGCCAUGGCAACACUUGUAGCAUCGAAUCCAGAGCUAACGCAACCGGGUUACGCCUCAAAUCCACUCAACUUAGUGAAUCAAGAACUGAUGACAAAGGCACCAAUUCAAGAAACACUAUUUUCUUCUCAACUUCCUCCACCUCCUCCACCUGCCCCUCCUUCGACAUUUACAGAUCCUACCAUGUACUCAAGUUCUUUGACAGCUUCGGAGAACAUGGAAGAGGAUGAUGAACUGGGGUUGGAAUUCUUGCUUGAGCCUCACUCAUGCCCAAGCUUACUAUUUUGGGACCAACCCUUUGAACCACAGAUGUGUGGGGAAAGAAUUGCACCUGCAUCUUCAAAUGCUGCUUCUAUGCUAUGA
Messenger RNA from Telopea speciosissima, 735 nucleotides. Its product is annotated as transcription factor MYB86-like. The transcript is spliced from 3 exons. The record is from RefSeq and is a predicted model, not a curated record. Bases 1 to 735 code for a protein of 244 amino acids. NCBI's taxonomy places the organism in Eukaryota, Viridiplantae, Streptophyta, Magnoliopsida, Proteales, Proteaceae.